Tripterygium wilfordii is the source of this 808-nucleotide messenger RNA. Its product is annotated as RING-H2 finger protein ATL66-like. The record is from RefSeq and is a predicted model, not a curated record. Lineage: Eukaryota; Viridiplantae; Streptophyta; Magnoliopsida; Celastrales; Celastraceae. The transcript has a single exon. The coding region runs from base 53 to 583 and encodes 176 amino acids.
AAAAAAAAUAAAAAACACCCUGUGGUGAGGUCACAGCGUGAAAUAUAUAUGGAUGCACGUAACUCGGUUGUUAACGCGAAGCCAUAGCGUUCUGCAAACCCAGCCGCCGCGAGCAGUGGUCAUGGAAACGACGCAAGAUUCUCAGACAUACCACUGGCACUACACGGAGCUCGACCACAACUUUACGAUCCACGGCCGUACUCUAUUCUUCGUCCUUGCCCUCUUCUGCAUCGUCAUAAUCGUCACGGUCCUCUUCCUCUACGCGCGCUGGGUCUUCCGCUUCCACGACAACCAAAUCCUCCAGCCGACCUCAUCCCGUGCGUGGGCAACGAGAGUACUGCAGGGACUCGACCCCGCCACGAUAAAUUCGUUGCCGAUAAAGCAGCACAAGUACUCAACGACGGUUGAGAAUAGCGAAUGUUGUAUAUGCUUGGGUCUGUUUGAAGACGGUGAGAAGGUGAAGGUGUUGCCGCAGUGUUACCAUUGUUAUCACUGCGAGUGUGUGGAUAAGUGGCUCAGUGCGCACUCCAGCUGCCCACUCUGUCGAGCUUCUCUCAAUCGUAACGGAGUAAGUGAACUGUGAUUUUCAUUGUAAAUUAUGUUGUAAAUCACAUGGGUUGUAGCGGUUAUUAAUAGCUUGGAUUGCUCAUUUUAAUGGUGCUCUAUCUUCGUCUCGUCUCUAGAUUAGAUUAGAUGGCGUGAAAUGUCAUCUUGAUACAUGCUCACUUCCUGUUCGAUGAUUUUCCUGAGAGAGCUAGUAGUAUAAGCACACAUUCCUUUCUUGGUUUAGUAUCUCGAAAAUUACUUA